AUGCCUUCAUCCAGCUCGGAGCAGCAUCCCUCAGCUCCCAAUGGAUCGUUGGACAAGGAUCUGUUUUCGGAACACUCCCGACAACUUGAAAUCGACAAGGAGAGUCUUUCAAGCCAACUUCCUUCAUACCGACGGAGAAAGCGGCUGGACAUUGUUAGCGACGAGGAAAAGGAGGAUGUGGGGCCUCCAGUUCACAGACACAAGCUCAGACCGACGUCAAUGGCCAAGGUUUUGGGACUCAACAUGACCGAGCUGGAACUGCUGCGGUUCUACUUCCAUGAGAGUAGCCCGAUUCUGUGCGCUGCCAGUGGAGCCAAAGACUCGAUAUGGAUGGGGAACGUGCCUGCGCUGUCCAACAGAAGCCCUGCUCUCAAACGGGCCGCCAUGACCUUUGCUACGUUGCAUCUGGGAAAGAACCGUCAGACUGCAACUUAUCUUUUGAACGACGGAAACGAGCAUCCCACAUCUAGUGGUCCUCCCGAUAUGAAACAGGUGAUCGGCUACGUGCCACUGCAAGACCGUGUCACCGAGAGACUGCUCAUUGAGUUCACAGAAACGCUGCGAGCUCAUAAGAAGGAGAUCAUGGAGACGGAAGCAGAAAACUGUGAAGCUCUACUGGUGACAUCUGUCGUCAUCUACCUGGUGGCCAUGUCUCUUGGCCCUUUAAUUCCUCUUGCCAACUUUGACGGAGGCUCAGAUCUCUUUUCAAUCGUGCGCAAUCUGCGUCUCAUCACAACCACAAUCACAGGCCAAGAACCCGUGAUCCAUCCUCCUUUCGAGGCACCUGCUGAGGGCAGCAUCCGGCUGCCCAGGGAAGAGGCUCUGUGGGAGAUUGUCGAGUUGGUGGAACUCAAUAUGGAUUACUCGCCCAUCACGAAGCGACGUAUCAAGGGCAUUCUGACCAAGGAAAUCAACUCUCUGAUCCAGCUGUUGAACAUGGACAUCCUCAACCACAGUGUCGCGCAUUUCUCGGCCUGGUGCACCUACUGGCAGCCUGAGUUUUCAGACCUCAAGAACAACGCCAACCCCUACGCUCUCAUGAUCAUCUGCUACUAUGCCGCCUACACCCACAUGUGGCAUAUUCUCUUCUGGUGGGCAGACAGAUCAUCAGAGGACGUCUACUACAUCAUGGAUCACAUUCCUAUAGAGUUCCAUGACUAUCUUCAAUGGCCUCUGGAAAUCGUGCAGACCUACGAGUACAACUAUGAAGACAUGUUGUCAGGGAAGUUACGGGAAAUGACUCUCGCAUAG
Messenger RNA from Yarrowia lipolytica CLIB122, 1251 nucleotides. RefSeq lists its product as uncharacterized. Gene Ontology annotation, biological process: regulation of transcription by RNA polymerase II. The record is from RefSeq and is a predicted model, not a curated record. Lineage: Eukaryota; Fungi; Ascomycota; Dipodascomycetes; Dipodascales. Gene Ontology annotation, molecular function: DNA-binding transcription activator activity, RNA polymerase II-specific.